This is a messenger RNA of Trichosurus vulpecula (common brushtail), 3163 nucleotides long. RefSeq lists its product as uncharacterized. The record is from RefSeq and is a predicted model, not a curated record. Lineage: Eukaryota; Metazoa; Chordata; Mammalia; Diprotodontia; Phalangeridae. Bases 431 to 3115 code for a protein of 894 amino acids. The transcript has 4 exons.
ACUCUUAACAUAGAUGUCUGAAGAAGCACAUCUAUUUUUCUUCACUUCUCAAUAUACAGUCUUCUUCAUCAACAUUGUGCUUUAUCAAAACAGGUUGAAUACUUUUCCUACUUGUUUCAUUUUUAUUAGGGACUCAAUCCCUUAGCCUUCCCUUUGGAGAAACACAAAAAAAAAAACCCAAGUAAAUUUGGAGCUUGAAACUGGACUGACCCAAGCCCCCCAUCCAGCAUUUGAAAGACCCUGUUUUCUUCUCUUCCUGAAACUUUUACUGGACAGGAGGACCUACAAAUUGAUGCCUACAAAGAAAGUAUAGAAUUUGGGAAGCAAGAAGACUUUAAGAAGGAUAAUUCUGGGAAAUACUAGAUUAAGAAAAGAAGAAAAAGGAAAAGUCCUCUAGUCAGCAUGAGAAAGAAAAAUCUCCAGCAGACCAAUGGGGAGAAGAAAGAGGACAUUACCAGAUGCAGGCCAAGUCCGGCCACUUCGAAAAGGCCUUCAUCCCUAUUCUAAUAAGGUGAUGUCACCCCGGUCUCCAUACCAGACUGAAUCAUUAGAGGAAGAAGACCUCCAGUCAAAGCCUCUACUGAUGCCCCAUGUCAACUACAAUACCAAAAAUAAGUUCUUUCCACAACCUGACCAAAAGACCACAGCCACACCUUCUUCAAACCUCAAACAUCAGGCUAGAGAUAUGUUAUUACCACCAGCUGAGCACCGGGAAAAGACUGUGUCAUUACCACAGCUUGAUCACCCUAUCAUAGCCAAAUCAUCACUUCCCAAACACUUAAACAAAACCACAGUUUUACCCCUAAAAUGUCUUGACUGCAAGGAUGGUGAAAAUUCUGUGUCUUUAGCACGACCCAAACAUUGGUGUGAUCCAGACACUUGGGCUGAGCCUCCAUCUCACCCCAACAAACUUCCUAAGGUUCCAUUGGCCCCAAAUCAUCUGUCUAAGAUUCAACAAGCCUCUGAACACUGUACUGGGGCCCUAUUGUAUCGUAGCCAACAGCUUAGGCAUUCCUCAUAUCCUGAUAGUCAGGACAACACCAGAAUAUAUGCAGACUAUAAGAGGCGGACCACACCUAUGUCCCCAUUAUGUUCCAAAUUUGAAACUAAGACUACAACUUUACAACUACCAUGCCAUAGUCAUCAUAGUAAAGCUUCACAAAACUUAACAGUCUACCAAAAGGCUAAGACUUCGCUUUUACAGUGCCAAAAUCACCGGCUCAGAGUUCAACCAUUACCAUGCACAGACUAUAGUUUCAAGACCAAAGCUAAACCAUUGUCAGGUCCUAAUCGCUGGGCAAGGGAUAUAGCUGUUCCAUCACCAUGUCCAAUGCAUGGCUCUACAAUGAUGGUUGUGCAAUGUAUAGGCUCCAAUAACUCAGAAAGGACCAGGACUAUGUCAACAGGCCCUAACCAUUCAUCUAUCCCUAUCCAGUGUAAUCAACCUUCCUCUGUACCCUCAUCUGUCCCUGAAUUACCCCUACGGGAUGCUGAUUAUAAGGUCAAGGAGAUAUCUAUACCUUUGCCACAUCCUGAGCAAGAAGCUGUAUUUUCUAUAGAUUCUGAGCAUCAAAUUGAAGCUGGACAAGAUGAUAGCCCCAAGAUCACAGUUUCAUCAUUGGACUCAGACCAGUCAGCUUUAAUUCCAUUACAUCCCAACCAAUGGACUAAGAUUGUAUCUGACCCUGAUCAAUGUAUUGAAGCUCUGCAAGACCCCAACUUCAAAGCUGAGAGUGCUCUAAACCAAGAAAAAUGUGUUGAAAUUAUACCUCAGGUUGAGACUCAAGUGAACCAAGAUUGUAGGAUUAAGUCUCCAACUGGCUUGAGAUACCAAGUAGAGGUUCUUACGGAGCCUGAUCAGCAAGGCUACCCUUUACCAGAUAUAAAAGAAAAAGUAAAAACUGAAAUGGAAUUAGGCGAGCAAGUUGAUCCUCGAAAGAGCUAUUGUGAACAGGCCCAGGACGAAUCAAGACCCAAACACUGGGGUGAAAUUCCACUGGUCCCAGAACAACAGGACCAAAUUUUAUCAGCCCAAGAUCAUCAGCUGGAGGUUACAUCAGACCAUUAUCAGGGGACCACAACUCUACUUGUCCCUCGGUACAGGACUGAGGCUCAACUAGGCUGUGACCACUUGUCAGGAGUGAAAGCAAAAAACCAAGCUACAUCUCCUCUGGGUAUGCAUCAUUUAGGAGAAGGUUCAUCAAAUCUGAAAACUCAGGCCACAUCUUUACCAGACCCUGAUUUAGAUGACAAACCUCCCUGUGCUGAACUCCAAGCUACAACUAUAACAGGCCAUACCCAACAAGAGAAGACUCCAGCAGACUCCAGGUUUCUAGCUUUACCUCAUGAGAGCCUAAACCACUGGGGUAAGAUACCAACAUACAAUGAGGAUGGGGUUGAACUUUUACCCAGUGCCUAUUACCAUGCCAAUGCAGUGCAAAAAAUAGAGUCUUCAUGGUGUUUCCUAUACAUUAAACCAUAUAUCAUUGAAGGUGGAACUAUUUCUGAUGGAACUGUUGACAAGAUCAUCAAUUCUAUCCCCCAGGAGAAAAUUAAAAAUGACAUACAAAAGAUUCUUCUAGAGCAGACAAAAGGAUGCCCUGCUCCUCAGACUGGCCACAGUCUAUCGUCAAAUUAUAACAUUUGUUUACUUUGUGCCUCCUGGAUCCCACAUGGCUGUUGCCACGUUAAUGAAAUAAAUUAUCACUGUUGUAAAGCACAGCUGGUGGCCACACCAACACUAAUUGCUGGUUCUAAGGUGAAGAUUGCUAUUAAAUUUGUUCUUAAACUUCCUAAACAGCAGCCUUCCUCUACAUUUUGCCUUACCUUACCCCGUUAUGAUAUGCCUGGCCCAUCAAAGCCAUUACUUCCUUUUCCAUCACCUUUCUGCUCAGAUACUACUCCACACUGGAAGGCUCCAAUGGUCACCUGGUUUGAUUAUAUAUGUGGCAAAAAUCAUUACUUAACUGAGAGACAAACUUCUAGAAGUCAGCGGUCAUUCCUAGGGAAAAUGUCUGAGCAGAGCAAUGCCACCGGAGAAGAAGAGGCAAGGGGUUCUGGGAGAGUAUUUAAAUCUCUACUAGAGAAAUUUCAAAGAAAGAGAAGAACAAAUUAAAAAGACCGUAAUUCUCUUCAAAAACAAUUGAUCCCCUGUAUACCUUUA